GGAAACACGAGGGAAAGGAAAGAAGUGCUGCAGCAAAAUGGGUCCGGACGCAAAGAAACAGAAGUUGGAGGGGGUAGAUCACCUGCAGAAUGGCUUUCCCGUAACACGGUUCUUAGCCUGGUGUGAGAAGGUGGGACUGGAGCUGAACCCCAAGGUAUACAUUAGUACAGAGGGCACUGUAUCACAGUAUGGAAUGCUUGCACGUGAGGAUCUAGCAGAUGGGGAGCUGCUGUUUACUGUUCCUAGAUCUGCCAUCCUAUCCCAAAACACUACUAGGAUUCAGGAGCUGCUUGAGCAAGAACAGGAGAGUUUACAAAGCACCUCUGGCUGGGUUCCUCUUCUUAUCUCCCUUUUGUAUGAAGCAACAGACAGUUCUUCACUGUGGGCUCCAUACUUUGGUCUGUGGCCUGAACUGGAUCCUCCUGACAUGCCUAUGUUCUGGUCAGAAGAGGAGCAGACCAAAUUACUGCAGGGUACAGGCGUCCUGGAGGCAAUACGAAAUGAUCUUAAGAAUAUUGAAGAGGAAUAUAACUCCAUAGUCCUGCCUUUUAUUACAAGAAAUCCAGAAAAAUUUUGCCCCAUGAAACACACACUGGAUCUGUAUAAAAGGCUGGUGGCAUUUGUUAUGGCAUACAGUUUCCAAGAACCCCUGGAGGAAAAUGAUGAGGAGGAUGAAGAUGAGAAGGACAUUUUACCACCUAUGAUGGUGCCUGUGGCUGAUCUGUUAAACCAUGUGGCACACCACAAUGCACAUUUGGAAUUUACACCUGAGUGCCUUCGUAUGGUCACUACAAAAUCCGUGCAUGCAGGGCAAGAGCUAUUUAAUACAUAUGGAGAGAUGGCGAACUGGCAGUUGUUACACAUGUAUGGAUUCGCAGAACCUCACCCACAGAACUCCAAUGAAACAGCCGAUAUUCAGAUGGUAACCAUGCGAGAGGCUGCUUUGCAAGCUGCCCAGACAGAAGAUGAUCGAUUAGAGAUGCAGAAGAGGUGGGACUUCCUGUGCCACAUAGAGAUGGUGGGGGAGGAAGGAGCCUUUGUCUUUGGCCUUGAAGAGGUGAUGACUGAAGAGGAACUGAAAGUCUCUCUAAAGGUGCUCUGUAUGUCUAAGGAAGAGUUUGCAGAGUACAAGGAGAAUGAUGGCUGGGAGGAAGAUGAGGGUGAUGAUGAACAAACAUUAAUGAUCCAGGAAAUAUCACAUCUCCCCACCCCCUGGCGCAAACUUCUGCAUCUAAGUGCCAAACUUACUCUUAAAAAUUAUUCAACUGAACUAAGCAUGGAUGAAGCUUUGGUCAAUAACAUUACAGCCUAUGCAAAAUUGAGUUCUAGGGAGCAGCGCUCUCUUCAGGUGAAGUACGGGCAGAAAAGGAUAUUGCAUCAGCUGCUGGAGCUCACCAAGUCCUGAAAACCUGGAGCUACAGGAAAUUUCAUUGGUUAUGAAGUCUGCCAAGCAGGAAAUCAUCAAAGCACAUACACACAAUAUAUAUACACAACUCACUGUAACAUAUUUUAAGGCAAACCCAAUAAUCAAACUAUUUUAUUGCAAUUCAAACAAGCAAAACCUUAUAUUGGGUAGCCAUUGCACAAAAGUUGUUUUUUGUUUUUAUUUUAGCACCACACUGUUUGCCUCAUUAUAUAUUUGUACCUGGGUCUCACAAGUCAUUGUUUAUGGGGCCUAAUAAAUACUACUUAUCUAAA
Molecule: messenger RNA, 1698 nt
Organism: Xenopus laevis (African clawed frog)
Lineage: Eukaryota; Metazoa; Chordata; Amphibia; Anura; Pipidae
Gene: setd6.L
Product: SET domain containing 6 L homeolog
Cellular component (GO): nucleus
Molecular function (GO): protein-lysine N-methyltransferase activity
Source: RefSeq, marked provisional